UUGAUAAAUAGGAACAAAUACUAAUAAUAAAUAAUUUAAUAAUGAUAUCCAAACCAAAAAGCAUCGCACUUUGCGACAUCAACGAUCCUUGCUACCUGUAUCCAGGAAGCGUGUUUGCAACUAUUGCCAAUGCUGAGCCUGAUGAUAUUUUCUCUGUUUUUAGUACCUCAAGAAGUUCUCCUCAGUCACAAUCAGAUCAAUUGAGUCCUACUAAACUCUCUGGACAACAAGUAUCUCAUGUAGCCUGAGAUAUACCUCAGCCAAAUGAUUUUGGCAGCUACUUAAGAAAAUCUGUAAAUGGAGAAGAAGUUGAAGGUACUUUCGGAGAUAAUCCAAAUUCUGGCCAAGCCACCUCUACUCAGAAGAUCUCUAUCAAGGGCAUGACUAGUUCUAACAGAAGAGAUGUCGCUUAUAAGUCAGCGAUUAGACUUCUCAGAACAUUUUAUAGAAAUCUCUUUAAAAUUCAAAACCCUGACAUUGUCCAAAAGACCUACCAAAAGUCCACUCUCGAGCAUGUUUAUGAGAGAGUUCAUGCCAUGCUGGCUGAAUUGAUUCCUCCUGAGAGCUUUACCAGAGACCUCGUUUAUUAUACCAUUGGGAUGGUAGGGAUCAAGAAAGCGUCUGAAUUGCCAUGUUGUUGGGGCAUCAAAACUCAGAUUACUACAUUCCAAAGAUGUACAAAAAAGUUCUCAAGAAUCAGGUUUGAUAAUGCUCUAGAGUCAGAAAACCUGAGAACUCUAGCCAGGUGUCUAGUUCAGGAAUUGGAUGAUGCCAGAGUAAAUAUCUUCAUUGAAGAGUUGAGUUAAACACUGACUUGGUACAUUAAGAGUCAAAGAUGAGCUUUGUUUCACCCUCUGGAGUGUUUUUACCAUAGAAGGAUAUUUCUCUUCUGUAGACAUCCAGAAAUCUGUGAAAGAGCUCUGAAACUAAUUCGUUAAUUUUUACUAAAACUUCAAUAAGCCAAAGUUUCAUUCUUCUUCAUCUUCUUUAUGGGUAGGUUUAGAAAGAUAGGAUUAAUAAAUGUUGAUAAAAGUUUCAUUUGGGUUAUUUCGGAUGCUUAUAACUUUGGAAGUAAAUAUCUAUAAUCAAGUGUUCCACUGUGUCUCUUUUCGGACUCAAAUUUCGUG
This is a messenger RNA of Moneuplotes crassus, 1127 nucleotides long. The record is from the annotation of a GenBank genome assembly. Lineage: Eukaryota; Ciliophora; Spirotrichea; Euplotida; Euplotidae.